Rhizophagus irregularis DAOM 181602=DAOM 197198 is the source of this 1789-nucleotide messenger RNA. Its product is annotated as MAP kinase kinase Wis1. Gene Ontology annotation, molecular function: ATP binding; MAP kinase kinase activity. Gene Ontology annotation, biological process: MAPK cascade; protein phosphorylation; cellular hyperosmotic response. The record is from RefSeq and is a predicted model, not a curated record. NCBI's taxonomy places the organism in Eukaryota, Fungi, Glomeromycota, Glomeromycetes, Glomerales, Glomeraceae.
AAAGUUUCAAAUUUGCCGUAAAAAUAUCCGGUGCAUAUAAAAAUAGCAAAUUAUAGUUCGAGAAAGUUUAUGAUUAAUUAAUUAUAUUACAACCAACUUUACAAUUUUGUUUUUCGACGUUCUAAUUUAUUCAAAAAUUUCAACUUUUCGAUUAUAUUCGAUCUUUUUUAAAAAAGUUUACCAAUUAAUAUUGCCGGUUUGGAUCUCAACGAACAAAGUUCUUUGGCUGUUACUGACAGCAAAGCCGAAGUCUCUACUCCGGUUAGACCUGUCCCAAACAAGUCCCCUUUUACUACUCCAGGUGGAAUUCAAACGGCGUCCAAAUUAAAGAAAGAAACUAAAAUGCGAACAACGAGAAAAGGGCCUGUGAUGAAACUACCAGAAGCCAUGGGCGGUCCAACAAAAACGCCGUUUGCCAACUUUUCGCCGUUUGUCGAUCCUUCUGGAAAACUUAAUUUUGAUGGAAAGGCAGUUUUACAUGCUCAAGGAGUGGAUUUUAGUAAUGGUAACAGUUAUAAAAUUAAUAUGGAAGAGUUUGAAUUAUUGGAAGAACUCGGGAAAGGACAAUAUGGUACAGUACAAAAGGUGUUUCACAAGCCUACCAACGUAACUAUGGCAAUGAAGGAAAUUCGUCUUGAACUUGAUGAAGCUAAAUUAAAUCAAAUACUAAUGGAGCUGGAUAUCCUUCAUCAAUCUCGAAGUUCCUAUAUUGUUGAAUUUUAUGGUGCUUUCUUCAUUGAGUCUUGUGUUUAUUAUUGUAUGGAAUAUAUGGACGCAGGAUCAUUGGAUAAAUUAUACGGAGGGGGUAUUCCUGAAGACGUUCUCGCCAAAAUUACAUUUGCGAUGGUAAAAGGGUUAAAGUUUCUAAAAGAUUCAUUAAACAUUAUACACCGUGAUGUGAAACCCACAAAUGUUCUUGUAAAUAUGGAAGGAGAAGUGAAAUUAUGUGACUUUGGAGUUUCCGGCCAAUUAAUACAAUCACGCGCAAAAACCAAUAUCGGGUGCCAAAGUUAUAUGGCGCCAGAAAGAAUAAUUCAAGGUGAUGCAAGUACAUAUACAGUACAAUCUGACGUUUGGUCACUUGGGCUAUCUAUGCUUGAACUUGGUACUGGUAAAUAUCCUUAUCCUGUUCCGGAUAAGAACGAGAGAGUUGGUUUAUUCGCUCAAUUAAAUGCCAUUGUUCAAGGAGAUCCUCCUUCCUUACCUGAAGAUAAUUUUUCUGCAGAAUGUCGCGAUUUUGUAGCACAAUGCUUGAAUAAAAAUCCUCAAAAUCGGCUUACUUACGCACAACUACUGGAACAUCCCUUUUUGAAAAAGUACGAAGAUGUCGAUGUCGAUAUGAAAGCAUGGGCCAAACAAGCAUAUGCUUCACGAAAAGAUCUGUUAAGGCAAUCAUAGUCACAUUAAAAAUGAUACAAUUUAUCUAUUAUUCAUCUACGUUUAAAUAGUCAUCAAGCUACCUUUAAGUUAAGAUAACAGGAAUAAAAAUUAGGAGAAAAUCCAAUUUUGUGGAACAAAACAUCAAUAUGAUGGUAAUUAAACACAUUGUUAUUUAAAGUUCGGGUUUGAUAAUUUUUGUUUCGUUCCUUUUUAUCUCCUUUUCACCUUAUAAUAUUCUAGAGAUAUUUUCAAUAGAAUGUAUUAAGGAUAUAAUGUAUAAAGAAUUGAUAUGGAAGUUCUUUUUCGCAUCAAAGUGAUUUAAAAACAAUUAUUAUUGUUUGUAUCAAAACCUUUGAAUAUAUUUAAUAUGUUUGAUUUUACGGACUCUGAACAAUAUAAAAUUUAACAA